Messenger RNA from Sorex araneus (European shrew), 1514 nucleotides. Its product is annotated as complement factor H-like. Bases 78 to 1229 code for a protein of 383 amino acids. NCBI's taxonomy places the organism in Eukaryota, Metazoa, Chordata, Mammalia, Eulipotyphla, Soricidae. The record is from RefSeq and is a predicted model, not a curated record. The transcript is spliced from 7 exons.
UCUGACCUCAAACCUAGUCAAAUCUCAAGGAGCACAACUUAUCUGCUCAGACUAUUCGGCUCUUGGGAACAGCUGAAAUGUGGAUUCUGCUCAGUGUCUUCCUCAUCGGGUGGGGAUCCUGUGCUCACGGGCAAGAAAAUGAAUGCACUUUCCCGAAUUUAGACGAAAACAUAUUGGCUACUCCCUCAAAAGAAAAAUAUAGAAUUGGAGAUGUGUUGAAAUUCUCUUGUAGAAAUAAAUUUGAGAGAGUUGGACCAGAUUCAAUUCAGUGCUAUCACUUUGGAUGGUCUCCUAAUCCUCCAACAUGUAGAGAUCAUGUUAAACGUUGUGGUUCCCCGCCUGCACUUUUGAAUGGAAGAUUGACAGAAGGGAAGAGAAGAGCCUAUGAACACAGUGCCGUGGUGGAAUAUGUUUGUGAUUCUCGGUUUCUGAUGAAAGGUUCUAGGAAGAUUCAGUGUGUUGAUGGAAAUUGGACACCUCUGCCUAUAUGCAUUGCGGAGCAGAGUACAUGCCGAGAUAAGCCUGAACUUGAGAAUGGCUUUGCUGUUUCCUCUGCUCCUCUAUAUUAUCAUGGAGAGUCAAUCGAGUUCAAAUGCACAGAUGGAUUCACAAUGAUUGGAGAGAAAUCAGUUACAUGUUUCCGUGGAAGAUGGACCCAACUUCCUAAGUGCAUCGGUAAAACAAUACAGGUCUGCCCACCUCCACCUCAGAUUCCCAAUAGUCAAAUUAUGACGACCACAGUCAAUUACCGGGAUGGAGAAAGAAUAUCAAUUCUCUGCCAAGAAAAUUAUGUAAUGCAGGAAUCAGAAGAAAUGGAGUGCAAAAAUGGAACCUGGCAGUCAAUACCACGCUGUGUAGGAAAGUGUGGUCCCCCUCCACGUAUAGCAAAUGGAGAUACUAUUUCACAGCAAGAUAAGGAAUAUGCUCCAGAAUCAAGAGUUGAGUACCAGUGCCAAUCCCUUUAUAGACUCGAAGGAAACAGGACUAUAGUAUGCCGCAAUGGGCAGUGGUCAGAACCACCCAAAUGCAUAGAUCCCUGUGUAAUAUCAGAAGACAUCUUGAAUAAACAUAAUAUAGCGUUCCGAUGGGUGGAUAAAAAGAAACUUUAUCUUGAGUCAGGGGACAAGGUUGAAUUUUAUUGUAAAUGGGGAUAUCGUAGAUUGUCACCACCUGAAUCAUUUCGAACAACCUGUCGAGAUGGAAAAAUAGCAUAUCCCACUUGUGGGUAAAUUAAUAUUUCUAGUGCAAUCGGAAACUUAAAAUAUAUACAUUUGUUUUGAAUAUUCAUUUAUAAUCCAUUCUUCUCAAUUCAUUCUUAAUGUUUAAACUUUGUUCAUAGUUAGCAAGCUGUCAGUGUCACUGUCAUCCCGUUGAUCAUCGUUUGGUUCAAGCGGGCACCAGUUACAUCUCUCAUUGAGAGACUUAUUGUUACUGUUUUUGGCAUUAGCAAGCUAGGUACACAUUAUGUGUAUGAUGCAGUUUUAAUCUGAGAGAUCCGUGAAUUACAUUUUAAA